Ostrinia nubilalis (European corn borer) is the source of this 2662-nucleotide messenger RNA. RefSeq lists its product as uncharacterized. Lineage: Eukaryota; Metazoa; Arthropoda; Insecta; Lepidoptera; Crambidae. The coding region runs from base 778 to 1965 and encodes 395 amino acids. Gene Ontology annotation, cellular component: ubiquitin ligase complex; cytosol. Gene Ontology annotation, molecular function: ubiquitin protein ligase activity. The record is from RefSeq and is a predicted model, not a curated record. Gene Ontology annotation, biological process: ubiquitin-dependent protein catabolic process; protein ubiquitination. The transcript has 4 exons.
UACAUAUGUUCAGCGUGGUCGAUCUAUGAAUGAAACGGCCUCACAUGAUGUUGUCACGAGUGGAGACUCGUUUAAAGUCACGUAGUUAGGUAUUCUCUAAUUCCUACCCACUCGCCUUGAAGAGGAAGCAGGAAAACCAAUCCACUCUGUGAAAUGAAAGACUUUUCAACGGUAAGGAAGGUAAAGUAGGUAAAUGAAAUAAAAAUAUUUAUUAAAUUACUAUGAUUUGUUCAAAUGAACUAAACGAAAUUGUAUUCCUCAAAAUACAUCAAUAUUCUUUGUUUUUUGUUUUUAUUAUCAGCCUUUAAUGUUUACGUAGACUGGGCAUUUUGUGCGCACUGAAUCAUAAUUAAAUAAAUAAGAGUCCAUCCCACGAGUCACUGACAUGGAAUUGAAUUUAAAAAUAAUGCGUCAGUGCUAUGUGUGGCUAUGUGGGCUGAAGGUGGAACUCUCACUGUGUUGUAUUUAUCUCUUUAUUCGCUAAUCAUUGCUGCAAUUUUUUGGCACGCUAAUUCCGAGAUCUAUCGUAAGCAUCAUUGUAUGCUGAAAUAAAUGAAUUUGUGCGCGUAUGAACUGAAUCAUGGUAGCACUGUGUUUGCGUACGCGCCGCCCGCCCAGACGCCCGCGGGCGGGCGCGCAUUCAUGUCAAACGCUUCAUGAAACUCGGAGGUGUUCCCACUGAAACUUCUUCGGUUUUUAAUUACAAAAUAUUUUGAAAGUGCUUUAGUGUGUUUUUCACGUUGUGCCGGAACAUAAAAUUUUUGCUAAAACUUUAAAAUGGGUAUGAUUUCAAGAGUGCGCGGUCGUAUCAGGAGUGAUUCUUUCUCGAAGAUUCCGCCUAUGAAAUCGGAGGAUAAAAUCGCAAAUAUUGUAUGGCUCCUAUCUCUGGUGCUGUUGCUGCCAUAUUGGGCGCCGCGGGGACUUUUCGUGGCGCUGGGCGGCGCUUGGCUGAUGGCGGCCUACACCUGCCUCGUGGUGCCGGUGCUCAUCUCUGCCAACUACAAGUACCCCGCGAGGUGGUACCCGGCUGUCGUUAAGUUCGCGCAAGAGACCGCGAGGAGGCUCCGAGCGCCCUUUGCGUGCGUCCUCGGUGUGCUGAAAACUGUGUACGCGCCGCUCGAGCGCGCAGAGCGCGUGUUUCUACAGAUGAACAACCUCUCUACUAUGGUUUGUCAGUUGCUGAUCUUCACAGCAUGCGACAGGCUGUUCGUUUCCAAGGGCAAACUCACCUCUCUCUACUCUCUCAUGUUCUACAACGUCAUCACGUACUCCGUGAGUUACGUGCGCGAGAUCUGCACCAAGGAGGACUGGUCGCCGUACGUCAACGUCACGCGCCACUCUCGUGUCAAGCACCUCGCCAUGUCCGCCACCAAGAUCGUGCUGGAAUGGACCAAAGCGGUCACCUUCAUCGUCACCAUCACCUUCAUUCUGCUCACCCUCGGCUUGGAACAGGGCCUCGAGCACUACAGCCCCACCUUCUUGUACACCGCAAUCACGGGAAUAUACUACCUGCUUUCGGAGAGGACAUUCCUCGAGCUGUGGCCGAUUGGGCUCACCGCUAUGAAGAUUGAGAGAUUAGAAGGCAUGGAGGUGAUGUACUUCGGGGUGUGGGCGCGGGGGAUAACUACAGCGUUAGCGGUGCCGCUGGUGCCGGCGCUGGCGUGGUGCGAGCGCUGGCGACUGGCCGCGCUAGUGAUGUACUUCUGCGUGUUCGUGCACGGGAGACACCGGCUGGGGGAGGCGCUGGUGAAGCUGAGCGAGGCACGCGGCUCGCUGGCGCGGUUCCGUCGCGCGACGCAGGAGGAGCUGGCCACGCUGGAAGACGUGUGCGCCGUGUGCCUGGCCGGCAUGCAAUCGGCACGCGUCACUCCCUGCGCGCACUUCUUCCACGCCGACUGCCUGAGGAGGUGCCUGGCCGCCUCCGACAGAUGCCCCAUCUGCGUCAGGCCUUACGUAUUCUGCUGAUCGACGGCUCCACUUUAAACGGAUAAGACUGCUUCUAAGGGCUGCUUUGCAGGUAUUCUGAGACGUAUUCCGAACCAUCUUCCGAGCGAACGAGAUAUUGUGGACUGUGAAUUUGAAUUUAGUGGAAUACCUACUCUUACAUAAUAAGAUACUAAUUUAGUAUUAACAGUUAGGUUACUAAAGUAAGUAUGUAGUAUUAUUAUUUGAGUUAAUUGACGUUGUUUUAAUUACAUUCGCUUGUCGUUAUGUAUUCGUUGUAGAUCAUGCUUUAUCUAAAAGGCUGAGUUGAUUCACAGAACAGCAACCGUUUUGUGAUAAUGUUAACACUAGAUAAUAUUUUUGAAAUAAUAUGCAAAGAUUUAUUAUUGUUAAAAUAUGUAUCUAAUUUGGAAAUCAAAUAAUUACCUACUGUGAAAGUAAGUUUUGGCCUAUCAUGGAUAUUUUUUUGUUAUUUUUAAUAUUUGAUUCGACAUUUUCAUACUAUUCGUAGUAGCUAAAAUAUUAUAUGAUAGCAUAGGUAUAGAUAUAAUGUUAUUUGUUCUGCCUUUGGUCAUAUUGUGAAAUAAUAUAAACCUACUAGUUUUUUACUCCGUAAUAAAACAUGGCUGUAAAUAACUUUUAAUCCACCCACAUUUUCACUGGGUCCAAAUAUUAUGUGUAAUUUUAUAUAAAAAUAAAAUUCAUUUUUAUUUAAAAA